AUGACCCAGAGUCAAACUUUUCUCGUUUCAUCGAUGGUGUACUGGGAAGUGCUCGUCUCUUUCCUUGUUGAUCAACUGGCCGACUCACUUUCUUACCUUGAUCCUUUCCUCGAAAUCGACAUGAUACCCCCUUCAUAUGUCUGUCCCUGGACCGGUGUUGGGACUUCGGUGUUCAUUUACUUGGCGAAAGUUGGUUCGCUUGUACGAAGGAAAAGAUCACUCACGCGCGCCAUGUUGUUAAACAAAAUCAAAGCGUUCGAAAAAGUGGCGCAUGGGAAUCUCCUUGGCGAAGCUUCUUUGUUGGAAGAUCAAAUCCGCAGAACCAAGCUCCCUAGGUUGUCAUCCAUCGAGGACACCGGCGAUAUCAAGGCUCCACCCAUUCACUUCCUUCAACUUGCCCAUUGUUACCAGCUGAGUGGCUGUUUGGAACUGUACCGCGCCUUUCCGGAGCUGGCCAAAGCUCGUCUGGAGUCGGAUCCAGCUGUUCGUAUAUCUUGCGAUGGGAUAGACAGACCGUCACAGCUGUUACUGAAGCUUGCUUUUGACAUCUUGAACACCCUCGAAACCAUGCCGGAAGACUCUCGGACCAUCGCAACGCAGACUCUGGUAUUCACUAUCGCCGGCUCAGUACUUGGUAAAAUCAUAGUAGCGGAUGAGGGCCAAUUCACGUCAGAACAGUACACUUUUAAUUGCAGUAUCGAGCGAUGGAGAAAAUUUGUCCUCCAGAGAUUGUCCCGGACCUACCAAAUCAUUGGACUACGCACCAUACAGCGUGCCAUGACUCUUCUUGUCAAGGUAUGGUCGCGCAUGGACCGGGGAGACAUAGUGAUUGAUCCGGAAUUGAGGAUUGUCGACCAUGUCCACUGGAUAGAUGUCAUUGAGGAAGAAGGGCUGGAGACGCUCCUUGGUUGA
This is a messenger RNA of Colletotrichum abscissum, 912 nucleotides long. RefSeq lists its product as uncharacterized. The transcript has a single exon. The record is from RefSeq and is a predicted model, not a curated record. Gene Ontology annotation, cellular component: nucleus. Gene Ontology annotation, biological process: positive regulation of transcription by RNA polymerase II. NCBI's taxonomy places the organism in Eukaryota, Fungi, Ascomycota, Sordariomycetes, Glomerellales, Glomerellaceae. Gene Ontology annotation, molecular function: transcription cis-regulatory region binding; DNA-binding transcription factor activity. Bases 1 to 912 code for a protein of 303 amino acids.